AUGGACAGUUUCGCCGCUGGGUACACCCACGAACACUCGCACGGUGAGAUUGGCUCGGCUUUUCGCUUGCGGACUGACAAAUUAUCCCAGGUGAAAUGCGAGGGUCAAAAGCCUGAAUGUAGCACAUGCCGUACGAGAGGAUGGCACUGCGAGUAUCCACAAGAUGGCAGAAAGACGGCGGUACGCAGCAAAAAGGCCGAUAUCAGAGCCCUCCAACAGCAGAUCGAAGAGCUCAAGCGAGAAAUGAACGAGCGACUUUCCGCCGAUGACACUUCAAACGGUGAUCACACCCUCGCAAUGAGGGCAUCGGAUGAUCCCAACACCUCCAUGAAUGCACCACAUGAUACCGGUAUGGUUUCGAGCUAUCAAGCAGAACCCAGUCCUCGGCUAUCGGACUGGCAAGACUUGUCACCACUUCGCAGAGAAGAGCGACCGUCUCUCGCCAGACUCGCUUUAGAUAACAUAGAGGAGCAAGCCGAAGUGGAAAGAGUCCCUUCGCCGGACCCUCAGGCAGACGAGACCGAGAUACAAGUCUACGGUGGCACGAGUCUGCUCCAUGAUCAAUCCAGUAGGGACUUUUGGUCCAAUACCCCGACCGCAAUGGACGAGACAGACGAGCCUUUCAAGAGCGCAACUCGAGAUCGCCUGAUCUCGCUUGCCGCGCUCAGUCGACAAAGGGAGGUCAUUUUGUGUUCAAACCCAAGUCUGACUGCGAAUAUCGACUUUGAUGGCGUUCCCAUGAACAUGGCGAUGCACUUGCUUGACUUACACUGGAACCGGUUGCACCUGAUCUAUCUUCAAAGCUACCGUCCGGCAAUCAUGGAUAGCCUGAUCAAUAAUGGGCCUUACGUCAGCAAGCUUCUGCUGAAUGCCAUCUAUCUACAAAGCAGUCUGUACAGCGACCGAAAAGGCCUGAGGUCGGACGCACAAGAUCCACGGACUACCGGCAUGACGUUCUACAAGCGUUUCAAAGAGUUGGUGGUUGACUGUAUUGACCAGCCCAACAUGCCGACAGUGUUGGGACUUCUCAUUUGUGGCACAUGCUUGGUGCCCUACGGCAAGCAGAAGGCCGGUUGGGUGUACUGUGGUAUGGCAUACCGCAUGAUGGUCGACUUGGGUUACCAUUUGAACAUACCCAAGACUACCGAGGAGGGAAUCAAGUUCAAGCUCUCGGCCACGGACAUAGAGAUCAGACGGCGCGUCUACUGGGGUGCAUACAUCAGCGACAAGUACCAGUCCUUGUGGCUUGGCCGGCCGCCUGCGCUGCGCGAAUCAGACAGCAACGCACCGCGAGAGUUUCUCGAUUCAUUUGAUGAAAUGGCCCAGUGGACACCUUACAUAGACCCUGAAGCUCCACCGCUCUCUCUAGGCUCUCUCGCCUACCAGCCCCGGACCUGCCACGCUCUCAUCAAGAGUGCCACUACAUCCCAAUCAACUCUCCUCCAAGCGAAGCGCGAAUUGUCAGCCCAAUUGACCGACUGGAACAACGAAAUUCCAGCACACCUUCGAUUUGACCCAAAUAAGGAUACCGAGAUUAUCCCCCCGCAUCAACUGAACCUACACACCACAUAUUGCACGUUGGUGAUCUUGAUUGAACAGGCGUUCCUCAAUCGGGUUCACUUUGAUUUCACCCUCGACCACGCUUCCCGAGAAGAUUCGCGCAAGAAGUGUAUUGAUGCUGCUUUCAAGAUCUGGAGACUCUUAGAAGCGUACAGCAAAGCUUUUACUCUUCGACAUGCCCAUUAUGGGGAGUUCUAUGCUGCAUAUAGUGCGGCUCUUGUCAUUCUCCAACAAGCCCCCCAGAAUCCCGACGAGUACAUCGAAAGCAUUAAAUUCUUCUGGACAAUGUUGUCAGAACCUCAGAAGCGCUGUCUAGGCUUUGCUCUCGGCCUAAAGAAUCCAUUCAGAUUGUUAAAAUCACUCAUACGACGAAUCAGAUUUGUUGCACAGCACAUCAACGUGGAUGCACCAGAGGGCUCCAUGGAUGGGUCCCUCCCCGAUGUAUCGCCAACCUGGACUGAUUCAGUGCUUGGUAUCGAUGUUUGGGCCCAUCCCUUGCAAGAUACAAUCCCUGAAAAUAUGUUCUUUGUUGAUCAUACUAUGUUUGGUCUCUUCACUCAAUGA
This is a messenger RNA of Thyridium curvatum, 2124 nucleotides long. RefSeq lists its product as uncharacterized. The transcript is spliced from 4 exons. Lineage: Eukaryota; Fungi; Ascomycota; Sordariomycetes; Thyridiales; Thyridiaceae. Gene Ontology annotation, molecular function: DNA binding; DNA-binding transcription factor activity, RNA polymerase II-specific; zinc ion binding. The record is from RefSeq and is a predicted model, not a curated record. Gene Ontology annotation, biological process: DNA-templated transcription; regulation of DNA-templated transcription. Bases 1 to 2124 code for a protein of 707 amino acids.